UAGCAGGCUGCGAAGGUCACAUGUCCAGCCGCUGCCCCGCUGUGGGUGCGUUGGCUCGGGAAGGGCGGCGAUCACUCUCUCUAGCAACGGGAUCGUGGCACCAGCAGACACCCCCUUCUCCCCCUUUUGGAAAAGCAAAGCUCUGGGAGGCAUUCGCAGUGUUUUCCUGGUCGAUGAGCACCUGCUCACUUCGGCACAACUCAGCUGAGUUAUGAACUCCCCUGAGGGGCUGGUAAGCCCCCUCCCAUACCCAUGUGAUGGAAGCUCCUGGGGCACUUCUAUUCCCUGACCCAUUUCUCCCAGUCCUUAGCCCGUUCCUGGGCUUUUCUUUCAUCGGCUGUAACACUAGAAGCUUGGAGUCUCUGACUCUUUCCAGGAUCUAAGUCCAUCCCCCUCUGUCUCUGACAUGCACGCACAUAUGCCCUAUAACUCACUGCUUCCGUGUUUUAUGCACUACAAUUGCUCUUAAUGCAUCUCCUCUUGGCUGAUCUGGCCUAGGAUCCAAAACAGAGCCUCAGAGGCCCUGGGGGCUGUCCGUGUAAGAUUAGAAGGAGCUCUUUUAGCCUGGUGCAGCAUCCUCCGGGGAAGCCUGCUCUGGCUGGCAGAAGCGCUGGGAUAUUUUUAGGGGGACUGCAUGGGAUUUCCCCAUUGACCCAUUUCUCCCUGGAAGACGGUGGCGAGAGAAACAGGAUCUGCUUUUGGUUUUUUUAUGGAAACUUUUUAAUUGUGUGUUUAUUGCAGCAAAUCCCUCCAGAGGAAAGCUCUCAAAGGCAGGCUUAUAAGCCUCCUCAGCUUUGCACUGCCUUUGAAGGAGAGCGGUCGGAUGAUCUGCAUGGUGUGAGGAGCCAUGAGACCAGACGACAUUAACCCUAGGACGGGACUAGUGGUGGCUUUGGUCAGCGUCUUCCUUGUUUUUGGCUUCAUGUUUACCGUUUCUGGGAUGAAAGGGGAGACCCUGGGAGACAUCCCCCUCCUGGCAAUAGGACCUGCUAUUUGCUUGCCGGGCAUAGCUGCCAUUGCACUAACGAGGAAAACAGAUGGCUGCACCAAAUGGCCUGACAACAAGCGUCCCUGCAGCAAAAAGGCGAAAGACAAGGAAGUGGUGGAGCUGCUGAGAACGCCCUCAGAUCUGGAAUCGGGCAAAGGCAGCUGCGAUGAGCUAGCCAAGAAGGCAUACCUGCAGGACAGGAAAGUGCUGAAGGGAGAGGACUCUGUGUCCAUCUGCACCACCACCACAACCACCACCACCAUGGGAGAAUGCAAGAGCCUGAUCAAAAGGGUGGACCAGGAGGAGAUGCUGAGAUACCUGGAGACCUGCUACCCGGAGAUGCCAGGGAACGUGCUCGUGGGAGAGGGUCCCACUUACAGUGCCUUGGAGAAGAAGAGUUCUCCUCCCUGGGACAGUGCUGCCUGCCCUGACACAGAGGACAACAUUUUUGUGGCUCCAAAAGACAGUAUAAUUGUUUGUUCCUACAAGGAGAAUAGCCCUUACGACAGAUAUUGUUGUUACAUAAACCCUACUGGAGUCAGCUCGGACCAUGAGACUAUAGUUUGAAUGAUGCACAUUUUAUAUAUCUCUAUGUAUUUUUACAGACUCUACAUCUUUCAGCUCUUAAUAGGGGAAAGUAGCUGAUUGCACUGCAUGGAACACUCCUCAUACUAUUACAAAUUUAACCUGGUAUGUGACUGAUGCUCAAACCUUUUGUGCCUGAAAUACUUUCUGUAAGUAAAUAAGCAUGUUUAAGGCUAAGAACUCCUUCUUCUUUGUGAAAAUCAAUUUUAAUUAUUUUAAAAAAUGUCAGUGCUGAAUAUUUUGUCCAGACACCCCCGCUCCCAAGACCUGAGCUCCUAGACAAGUUGGCAAGGUGAAGGCAUUGACUGUCAGCUAAAAUCAAGGCAAGAGUCAAAAGUCUGGAGCUCGCUAUGUAAAAUAACAUGCAAUAAGGAUGAGUGGAUCUUAGGAAUAGUGUCACUUCCUUUAUUUCUGAAGGAAUUGAUAGAAGUCAAUGUGCAGUUGAAUUAGUUGGCUGCCUGAUGUUAAGCUGUUAGAAAAGCUUUUCAGUUCAAUCAGUCUUAGACUCAGGCAGGCAAAAUCAGGGAGCCAAUGUCUGACUUCAGUUUUCUGCUCUUAUUAGAUUUUACAUGACCUUGUUUUAGGAAAUCAAAGAGCAACAUUGUAGGCUAUUACCCUGCCAGCCUCCUGAGUCAAGGAAGGGGACUAGGAUAGAGAGAAUUUUUGAAGGCAAAUCUAUCAGCAGUCAUAUCAAAGGUACAAGUGUUAGGCUAUUUUGCUUCAUUCUUAUUUGUUAAUGAAUCCACCAAAGUUUUUCUAAUAUGUUUGGCACUUACAGCUGUACUUUAUAACAAGAGAUUGAUAAAAUCAUCGCAGAGACUUAGCAGUAGGGGGUCACUGGGUUUGGAAGAUAUAUAUAUUGGAGAUUUAGGGCCUGAUCCAACUCCCACUGAAGUCAACAGACUCCUAUUGGCUGUAACAGAAGCUGGAUCAGGCUCUUAGAGAAGUGUCAUCUUCACAUACCUCUUCAAAAACUCCAGAUGUUUAUCCAUGGAUCUUGAAUAAUGAUAUUUUAUUCAAUAUUAUGAAAGCCAUUUUUAAGGUGGGGGAGACUAGAGAAAUAUGGUUGGCACGAUUUUUCCACAACCAUGCUGUAUGUUUUGUUAACGAGUUCACUGAUCACAGAUGCAUAAUACUGGAACCAUGACCUGAGUGAUACGAAAGCAUAGUGGUUAACCCUUCAGAGCCUGCAAACUGCGUACACAUAUAUAAUACAAAUUACAUAAACGUACUACAGAUUACACAUAAUCUAACAUAUAUAUUACCAUAUGAGAUAGUAUAGAUACAAUAUAAUAUAUAUGUAAUCUAUACAGCCAAUCUAAGGGUUAAACUAUUAGAAAAAAUGUUUGCUAAAGCGUAAAAUAAUGUUAGCAUUUCACAGACAAAGCCUUGAUUUCCAUAACACAAUGCUCAACACAGCUCUGAAAAGUCUCUCCGUGUUGGAAGUCUUAAUAACAGUUCUUGCUUUAGUUAUUUUUAAUAAACCAUAAUUUGUACCAGACAGACUUAUUGAACUACCAGUGUAAAAAGAAGCCACCCCUGGCUAACAGGAGCCUGGGAAUAUUCUGCAGAAACUGCUCUGGAAUUUUCCACUGAGAGAUUGAAAGCUGGACAACUCCUCAUUAUGUCUGUGCAAUUAUUUGGAAAAUAAAAGGAAACCUCAGGCAUCCUGAGGGUCCAUCCAUUUGGAAACUGCUCUCAAAUUGUUACAGACAGUCAGCUCAAAGGAGAUUGCCAAAGGGAGGUUUGGGAAGAUUUCCCAGCGUGGGCUUUCUCUGCUUCUCUCUGGUGCACUAAACGUAACAUUGUUUAUUUUAUUUACGCAUUUAUGUACUGAUUUUUCACGCAGUGCCCAUUGCUGUGGCAUCAGGGUGCUAUUCAGACAAAUAAAACAAAUGCAGGUUAGUCUCAGUCAGGGACAGCCAGUUAAUAUUAACACACCACAGGUCUUGCUGCUGGGGGAUGUAGUUCAGGGACUCGUAUUUGCAAAACUUGAGCUUUUGUCAGACUAAAUGAGUCCCACAGAGAGAGACCCCCCAAUUGAAAAUGUUCAGCUUCCAGCCCUGGACAGAGACACCCCAGGGAUUGUCUCCAAGAAUAGCUCAAGAGAUCGUAAUCACCAUAACAGAAUAUAGGGCCGGAUCCUGCAAGGUGCUGAGCAGCUCCGGGAUGGUGCUGAAAGCCAGAUCCUGCUCCCAUUUAAGUCAAUAGCUAAAAUCCAACGGACUCCCAUGGUGCAGAAUAAGGCCUUCUGCAUGCCUUCAGCCCCCAUAAGUGGGAGUUGAGGCUGUUGAACAUAGUGCAAGAGGUGCUUAGCACCACUUGAGAUCAGGCCCAUCGGCAGAAAGGCAACCUCUCCGAUUACAUUGUAGUCUCUACAGUUCAGGACUCAGUUAACAAUCCCUUGCAUUGUGUUUGGUAGCAAAUAAUAAGCAGAGCACAGAU
This is a messenger RNA of Chrysemys picta bellii (western painted turtle), 4018 nucleotides long. It is a transcript of the gene TMEM215, whose product is annotated as transmembrane protein 215. NCBI's taxonomy places the organism in Eukaryota, Metazoa, Chordata, Testudines, Emydidae. The record is from RefSeq and is a predicted model, not a curated record.